AAUAGAAAGAGUACUAUUUCACUUCCACAACAGAAAACAACUGCCUUCCACGAUCUACCACCUCCGAUCUCCACCGCCGUCGACAGCCACAACCCACCGCCGAAAGGGUUGGAAUCAGAUUCAGACGUGAUGGGUUUUUUGAUUACAACCCUAAUUUUUGCUGUGGUGGGCGUAAUUGCAUCUCUUCUGGUCAGAAUCUGCUGCAACAGAACCCCUUCGACUAAUUUGCUUCACCUGACAUUGGUUGUCACAGCAGUAGUAUGCUGUUGGAUGAUGUGGGCGAUUGUUUACCUCGCGCAGAUGAAACCGCUAAUAGUUCCAAUCCUCAGUGAAGGAGAGUAAAGUGUAGACAACACAAGAUUGUUACCCUUCGUUGUUUCGAACUCCAUGCUGAGUAAUGUGUAAUUUUAAAAGAGAAAUUCGACUGUAAUAUUUAUAUAUUUAGUAGUGCAUUUUUAUUAAGUUGUUCAUUCAUUCUUUAGAACAAGUUGAUCAGUGAUGUUGGUCAAUCUGGGUGUCUGUUACUAUGUACUCUAAUUUCGAGUUAAGUUAAAUAAAGAGGCCUAUAUUGGAGUUUCUUGGCUA
Messenger RNA from Cannabis sativa, 585 nucleotides. Its product is annotated as V-type proton ATPase subunit e1. The record is from RefSeq and is a predicted model, not a curated record. Gene Ontology annotation, cellular component: proton-transporting V-type ATPase, V0 domain. The transcript is spliced from 4 exons. Gene Ontology annotation, molecular function: proton-transporting ATPase activity, rotational mechanism. NCBI's taxonomy places the organism in Eukaryota, Viridiplantae, Streptophyta, Magnoliopsida, Rosales, Cannabaceae. Gene Ontology annotation, biological process: proton transmembrane transport. Bases 130 to 342 code for a protein of 70 amino acids.